CAACUUUUUGUUUUUCCAUUUCCUCCUAUAGUUUUCAUAUUUAGAAGUCUGCCUUGACAAAGAAAAAAAGAAAAAUAGCAUUCAUAUAUCUCUGCAUUAUAUCCCGAAACCAUGGUUUCCUUUCGAAACAUCUUUCUGAGCGAAACUCAGCGGCAAGUCGAAGCUGAGGCACGAAACAUUGGAUUGGCUCACACUAUCCGGGAUCUCAUCACUGGUGCUAAUCAUGAGAUCCACGUUGAUAGCUAUCAAAAGAAAAAGGCUGUUAAAGCGCUUCAGAAGGCGAAACCAGCCCAAGUGAAUGAAUUGAUUACAAUCUUGAAGGCGAUGCCAGAUCCAACCGUUGGAGAGUUCAAGACAGUACACAAUCGGGAGCACAGCAAGCAGCAACAGCAUUCUAUUCAAGAUAAUGCUACAAGGAUGAAGAUAGCUAUCGAUUCUUCUGAUCAUGGCGAAUCAAGUUUAAACGACAAAGCGAAUCAAAAAGUGGACAACACAAAUAACGCCAGCUCUGAGUCCGAACUAGCGCCUGAUGUGAAUCAGCAACCUGCAUCAGAACCAGAGUCGGAUGUAAUAAAGGCACCAUCAUCUUGGUGGGCGAUCUCAUUUUCUUCGCUUAUGACAGCAUUUGCAUCAUCUACGUCUCCUAAGGAGCAGCCUUCUGUAAGAACGACUACGACAACUAUCACAACCAUCACCAUGGCUGAAGAAGACACAGAGCAAAAAGAGAGAGAUGAAGUAAAACCUCCAGUAGAAGGAUCAUCCACAGAUUCUACAACGAAAACAACGGCACAAACUGGAAGUACAGACAGUGCAGAAAGCACAAAAAAUACAGAAAACAUUGAAAGCAACAGCAAAAAGGGAACGGUGACCAAGACAACAACAUCUUCCACUACUAUCGCUACCAAUGCAACAGCAGACAAGACAACUCUUGUUUCAACCAUUAAUUCCAUUAAGCAGCAAGUUCUAGCAUUGACCAAAGCGCCCCCAAACGAUGUCAUCAGCGCUUAUACUUAUUGGUGGGGUUACGAGAUUUAUGUGCCUCACAAUUGCAUGGCUAAACUACAACGAGUCACCAACACAAGUCAGAUCUUUUUCGGGUUCCUAAGUGGAGCCGUAUCCGGAAUUCCAGGAUUGGCCGCUCUAGUUCCCCUUUCGAGAAUCAUCUCUGCAUGGGUUGGGUUUCAAUGGGCGUUGAUUCAAGCAGAAGAUCUUGGAAAGGGCGUUGUAUUAUCAGCUACAUGGGUACUCCCGGUGGCAUUGGCGCCAAGAUCGUGGGAUUAUCUAGGAACAGAGGAUGUCCCAGCACCAGCAGGAAAUCCGGUCACUAAGAAGCAGAAGCAGAUCAAAGCUGCAUAAGAUCGAUAAACUUGUAUAUACCACUAUUAUUCCUAAAGGACUGUAUCCC
Lobosporangium transversale is the source of this 1405-nucleotide messenger RNA. RefSeq lists its product as hypothetical. The record is from RefSeq and is a predicted model, not a curated record. The coding region runs from base 112 to 1356 and encodes 414 amino acids. Lineage: Eukaryota; Fungi; Mortierellomycota; Mortierellomycetes; Mortierellales; Mortierellaceae. The transcript has 3 exons.